UUUACAAUUUUUGAUACUGGCCACUUUUUGCCGAGACGUGGCAUAAGCACGAACAACGUCCACGUUCGCCGCCAUUUUGACAUCCAGCGAGCGAAUUGUGAAGAAUUCAGUAAAGUGAAUCGUUUUUCUUGUUGAAUAUAGUUUAUUGCUCCUGAAAAUACUAUUCAUAAAACAGCAAAAUGGGGAAUAUGUUUGCAAAUUUAUUUAAAGGCCUAUUUGGCAAAAAGGAAAUGAGAAUAUUGAUGGUUGGUUUGGAUGCUGCUGGUAAAACCACAAUUCUAUAUAAACUUAAAUUAGGAGAAAUUGUUACGACUAUUCCCACAAUUGGGUUCAAUGUGGAGACUGUAGAAUACAAAAACAUCAGUUUCACUGUAUGGGACGUUGGCGGUCAAGACAAAAUCAGGCCAUUGUGGAGGCAUUAUUUCCAAAAUACACAGGGUCUCAUCUUUGUAGUAGACAGUAAUGACCGAGAGCGUAUUGGGGAGGCGCGCGAGGAACUCAUGCGAAUGUUAAGUGAAGACGAGUUACGGGAUGCAGUACUUCUGAUCUUUGCAAACAAACAGGAUCUGCCAAAUGCAAUGAACGCAGCUGAAAUCACGGACAAGCUGGGCUUGCACUCCCUGCGUAACCGGCUGUGGUACAUCCAGGCCACCUGCGCCACGUCCGGCGACGGCCUGUACGAGGGGCUCGACUGGCUCUCCAACCAACUGAAGAACGCCAACCGCUAACCGCAGUGCGCCGCUGACUUACAGACAAAUCUGAAUACUGAAAGAGACUAUGGUUUAAGAUAUGUUAACUUUAUUUGCUAAAUACAAUGUAUUAUGUGCGGAAUCAUAAAUGUAUUACUGAUGCGUCACCCGGUGACCGAGCUCGCAUCGCAUUCUCUCCGAACCACUCGCAACCGACCGCCGACCGGGCCGCGUUCCCGCUCAACUGCAUAUGACAGCGUACAAAUAACCAGGGAUCUAAUUCACCAAGUGGUUAUAGGGUCCACAUUCGAGGUGCGUUGUUUGUUCGAUUUCUGUUGACGUUGAACAAAAUAUAGUGUGUAAAUUAAACGCAAAAUUACAAUUUUGUUUAUAAUUAUCAGUAAACGAAGGGAGACACGGUGUACACUGUUGAGUGGUCGCGCAUUGUGAUGUGGAUAGGUAUGUAGCUGACACGUGAUAAAGUGAAUCACAGCAAGCAUAGCAUGUUUUAUAUGUAUACUAUAAUGUGGAAUAAGUUGUCGUAAUAAAGUAUUUAAAGUUAAUUCACUUCUUAUGACUUUAAUUUGUUAGAUAGUGUCCUGUGCAGUCUACACAAAGGAUAAUCCAAGUUAAAGCAGUAAUCCCAUAAUAUGUGUAACCUCUUCGUUGGUCACAGCCUAUACACAUCGCUAUGUGAUUUUGAACUCUUUAUCAUACUAUUGUUUUCCUGUCAUCAAAUAUGUGCAUAAUCCACUUUUAACUUGAGUGACUUAUUGUAUCAAGAUAGUUUAUUUUUUAUGGAAGUUAUGGAUAAGCUGUUAUGUAUUUUACACUUGAAACAGUUCUUAUAGACGGAUCCCGCUCUUGGCUCGUUGCGACGAACCUGCAUUUACAGUGGACUUCACGUGACGGACCGAGAUUAUCUUGUAAUUUAGGUAUAAUAUGUAAUGAACACUCAUUUUGAGAAGUGUUUCCGUUUGCAGGGAAACAGUGCUCAGAAUUCGGUACUUUGCUCUACACAAUUAAUUAUAACUUAGCAUUUUUAUAAUAAUUUAGGAGAAAUUGUUAAAACACAUUUCAGAGGACGACAAAGAUAUGUGGCAAGCGUGGUGAAUAGAUUUUUUUUAAUUUUUAUGAAAACAAAAGUUAUGAAAAUUCGAAAUGUGACAUUCCGGUUUGUCUUAAUGCUGUAUUAUGGAAUAAAAUAUCCUCACCAAUA
This is a messenger RNA of Amyelois transitella, 1908 nucleotides long. RefSeq names its product ADP-ribosylation factor 1 (gene Arf79F). The record is from RefSeq and is a predicted model, not a curated record. Gene Ontology annotation, molecular function: GTP binding; GTPase activity. The coding region runs from base 180 to 728 and encodes 182 amino acids. Gene Ontology annotation, cellular component: cytoplasm; plasma membrane. Gene Ontology annotation, biological process: vesicle-mediated transport; intracellular protein transport. The transcript is spliced from 5 exons. NCBI's taxonomy places the organism in Eukaryota, Metazoa, Arthropoda, Insecta, Lepidoptera, Pyralidae.